AUGUCUUCAAGUAAUCAGCCAAUGGAGGCAUUAUCUACAUUCAGAGACGAUUUAAUCACACCAUCUGUUGAUAAUAGUAAAAGUAGUGACGGAAAGAUUUUUAAUUACAAGAAAUACCUUAAAAAUCAAAAUACAAAGUCUCGUAAAGCUGUAGCAUUCUUUACAUCUCUUGUAUUAAUAGUUGGAUUAAUUAUGCUUUCCAAAGUAGUUCAUUCUUCACUCACAGAUAAUAGAGAGGAAAAUGGCGACGAUAAGCCGAAAUCCCUUGAUCUUAGGUUGUACAGUCAUAACAUCAGAUACGAUAAUAGAAACCUUGAAAGGGGAGAACACUUAUGGCUGGAAAGAAAGCAUUUAAUGACUUCCUCUGUGAAAUUUCACACUGAAAGUUCUGGUUCAUCUGUUAUAGGAUUACAAGAAGUCUUGCAUGGUCAAUUGCAAGACAUUUUAGAAAUUUUGAAUUAUGGCAAUAAUGAUUGGACUUAUUAUGGAGUCGGUAGAACGGAUGGCAAAGAAUCCGGGGAGUAUGCUCCAAUUUUGUACAAAAAAUCCCAGUGGGAUUUGAUUGGAAAUAGAACGUUUUGGCUUAGCGAGACCCCAGAUGUACCAAGUAUUGGAUGGGAUUCAGUCUUAGAACGUAUUGUAACCAUGGUAACAUUGAGAUCUGUGGUAUCUCCAUCUCAUACCAUAAAUGUUUUCUGCACUCAUUUUGACCAUAUCGGUGUUGUAGGUAGAAGAGAAUCUGCAAAGCUUAUUAUGGAUAGAAUGGAAAAUUUUAAUGAGUACCCUUCGUUCCUUUUAGGUGACUUUAAUACCGAACCAAAAGAUGAGCCUUACAAAAUUUUAAAAAGUCACGGAAUUAAGGACAGUAGAACAUUGGCAACAUCCAGGGAAAGCUAUGGACACGAUUAUACGUUUACAGGAUGGGAUAUCAACAAAGAAGCAAAUACAAUUAUUGAUUAUAUAUGGUCUCCUUCAUGGUCAACUAAUUCAACAUCAAUUGGAGUCUCCACAGCAAGUGGAGGUUCCCCAACAAAAUAUCCUAGAACCUCCAUUCAAAUUAAAAAUUUCGGAGUACUCCACUCCCACUUUGGUUUUUAUAUGAGCGACCAUCGCCCUGUUGUUGCAUUGUAUGAAUUGAAACAUUAA
Messenger RNA from Dujonia railenensis, 1146 nucleotides. NCBI's taxonomy places the organism in Eukaryota, Fungi, Ascomycota, Pichiomycetes, Serinales, Debaryomycetaceae. The record is from the annotation of a GenBank genome assembly.